Molecule: messenger RNA, 858 nt
Organism: Planococcus citri (citrus mealybug)
Lineage: Eukaryota; Metazoa; Arthropoda; Insecta; Hemiptera; Pseudococcidae
Gene: ND-23
Product: NADH dehydrogenase (ubiquinone) 23 kDa subunit
Exons: 5
Coding region: 176-799 (207 amino acids)
Biological process (GO): mitochondrial electron transport, NADH to ubiquinone; mitochondrial respiratory chain complex I assembly
Cellular component (GO): membrane
Molecular function (GO): NADH dehydrogenase activity; 4 iron, 4 sulfur cluster binding
Source: RefSeq, a predicted model, not a curated record
ACAUCGAAGUGUAUGAUAACAAAGUUGAAGUGAUAAGAUAUUUUGAAUCGAAGAUCAAAAGGAUACACGAUAUACACAGUUCAUUUCAUUAUUUCUGAUGAAAAAAUAAUGAGCUCUAAUUAAAUAAAAUCGGUUUUACACAAGAGAAUCAUUUCAAACUUUACAAUCUACAAAAAUGUUGGCAAAAAUAUUCUCCACCGCCGCAUCAGGUAUCGUGAAAAAUAGACAAUUGGUUCCGCCAGUUUAUCACAUGGUGUCAAGAAAUGGUGGAAAUUAUGUGUUAGUGCAUCCGUAUAGAGAAAAAUCCAUCUCCGAACUUACAGAUCAUUAUGUGGAUAGCGUAUUCUUGUUGGAUGUUUUCAGAGGUCUGCUUACUUCUGUAUCGUAUGUAUUCAAAGAACCAGCUACCAUAAACUAUCCAUUUGAAAAAGGGCCGCUGUCUCCUCGUUUCAGAGGUGAGCAUGCCCUGCGUCGAUAUCCUUCCGGCGAAGAAAGGUGUAUUGCGUGUAAAUUAUGCGAAGCUAUAUGCCCAGCUCAGGCCAUCACCAUCGAGGCCGAAGAAAGAGAAGAUGGUAGUCGAAGAACUACCAGAUAUGAUAUCGACAUGACCAAAUGUAUAUAUUGCGGAUUUUGUCAGGAAGCUUGUCCCGUAGAUGCAAUUGUCGAAGGUCCGAAUUUCGAAUAUUCGACGGAAACCAGAGAGGAGUUAUUAUACAAUAAAGAAAAAUUACUCACCAAUGGGGAUAAAUGGGAGUGUGAAAUUGCUUCCAAUAUUCAUGCCGAUCAUUUAUACAGAUGAAUAUUGUGCAUCAUUUUUCGUAGAUGUGUCAUUUAAAAAUGAAACUAUUUCGCUUGUUA